AUGAAGCGAAGUGUAGCUGUGGCCGCUUCAAAUGCAAAAUCGGUACUCAAUUGUCCGAUCAGUGCUUCCGCAGCGAUUGCAGAACAGGAAAGUGAGGCACGCCCUUUCGAAGAAAUCCCAGGUCCAAACCUUUUUGAGCGCCAUUUUGGUAGAGACCGAACAGUAUUUAGAAGUAAGUUUUUUGACAUCAAACAUGCAAGAAAUACCCGAGGCUAUGAUUACAAAAAUUCAGGCAAGCGGUCAAUAGCAAACUAUUUCCAAUGGCUCGUCGAUUUACAUAAACGAUACGGACCAAUCGUCAAGGUAGAACAGGGGUUUGGUCGAGGUGCCGUCGUGCACGUUUUUGAUCCAGAAGAUGCUCGACGGGUUUUUGCUUCGGAUGGCCGCCAACCGUUUAUUGUGCCUCUACAGGAAACAACACAACGAUAUCGCCAGUUGAAAGGAAUGAACCCAGGACUCGGAAACCUAAAUGGCGAUGAAUGGUACAGACUCCGGUCGUCGGUUCAACAGGUAAUGAUGAGACCUCAAGCGGUGCAAAAGUACCUACCGUACACAAACGAGGUGGCUCAGGCAUUGGUGGAUCACGUUCGAAGAGAGAGUGAGACCAGCACCAGUGGCGAAGUUGAUGUGUCCAAAAUUGCUGGCAGGUGGGCACUGGAAUCGUCUGCUCUGACAGUAUUCGAGAAGCGAAUUGGUGCCCUUACUGAUCGCAUUGAAUGGGCUGAUGGAUUGGUCAAUUUGAAUAAAGCCAUAUUUCGCCUAUCUGCCGUGCUCAAAUUCGCUUUUCCUCUCUACCAAUACUUUCCCACCCCGAAAUGGAAGAAGAUGGUCGAACUUGAGGACCGAUUCUAUAGAGAAGCCAACUUAUUGAUCGAUCAAGCAAUCGAUAAACUGCGUGGGUCAUCGGAGUUAGAGAAUGAGAUGAAGUUCGCCAGUUUGUUGAUCAAUCGUAAAGAACUCAAUGUGAACGACGUGAAGAUCAUUCUAUUGUCGAUGUUCUCUGACGGACUGAGUACGACAGCCCCUAUGCUUGUCUACAACCUGUUCAACAUCGCCACCCAUCCGGAUGUCCAAGCCGAGCUUCGCGACGAAGUGAACGCAGCUGUCCAACGAAAUGAAGAUAUCACUCCUGCCGUACUUUCUCAGUUACCAUUACUUCGUGCCUGUAUCAAGGAGACAUUUCGGCUGUUCCCGAUUGGUACAGAGAUAUCUCGGAUCCCUCAAAAGGAUAUCGUUCUUAGCAAUUACCAUAUUCCUUCCGGCACACCAGUCGAUAUCAAUACAAAUGUGUUAAUGAGGUGGCUUCGUGAUGUUUCCCGGCAACAAGAUUUCCACCCAUUCGCAUUCCUUCCGUUUGGUUUUGGACCACGUAUGUGUGCAGGACGUCGUUUUGCCGAGCAAGAUCUGCAGGUUGCACUGUGCCGAUUGUUACAACACUAUCGAAUCGUACACCAACAUGGGUCGAUCGAACAGACUUAUGAGACACUUCUUUUGCCGAAAGGCUGUUGUGAAUUCCGAUUUGAGCCUUUAUAG
Messenger RNA from Haemonchus placei, 1533 nucleotides. Lineage: Eukaryota; Metazoa; Nematoda; Chromadorea; Rhabditida; Trichostrongylidae. The record is from the annotation of a GenBank genome assembly.